GUCGUCGCUUGCUGCCAAACUCCUCAUUGCGAAAAUUCUCGUGUUGCUGCCACUGUUUGACGUGUUGUUGUGGGCGUGUUGUGCACUUCCGUGUCAGAACUCUUUUACAUUUUAGAACUGCACAGAAGAGGGGGCGGUGUGUUCUCGGCUCUCUAGUUGACAACGUCGCGCAGUCGCCACGCGGUUUCCUUUUUUUUUUAUUAGUGCUGCUGCCUCUGCUGCUGCGGCUGCUGCUGCUGUUGCUGCUGCUGUUGCUGCUGAUGUGGUUGUUGUUGGCGGCCUGUUGCGGAUUUUCAUUAUUGUUUUACAAUGGCCUCCUGGCCACGUCGCAAUAAGCAGGCAUUGGCAUCGGAACUACUUGGCGGGGGUAGUUUAAACAUGUCCAUAUAAAAGCGAAAUUGCUGUAUGCCUUUGACUUAAUACGCGACAGGAACUUCAGCGCGAAGGUAUCUCAACUGAUCAAGAACCAAAUGUAAAACACAAAUAAAUUGAAAUAAAUAAAUAUCUAAAGUAAUCACAACUAAUAUAUUUGAAAAGUGUAUAUAUAGAAAUAAUUUCCUGUGGCAGUAAUACGGGUAUUAAAAAAGGGUUUUUCAAUUAUUUAGAGCAGACGCAUUGUCUUAGCUCAGACCCAGGUCUCCCUAGGCUGUUUCCUUAACCCAUUGAAAUGAAUGCCACUUCGCCAAAGUCAUCGCUGGCCAAACUGGGCCUGCAUACCAGCAAACAAAAGACGCUAAAGGUCAUGGUACUCGGCCAGAGCGGCGUAGGUAAAACGGCUAUGGUGGUUCGGUUUAUAACCCGUCGCUUCAUUGGAGAAUAUGAUCCAAAUUUGGAGAAAAUAUAUACCUGCCAAACAACGCUGGACAAUGAGUUGAUUCAGUUUGACAUACUGGAUGCCACCGGGCAGUUGCAUGAGCUGGACGGCGUUACACUGGAGUCCAACAUACGCUGGGCCGAUGCGUUUAUACUCUGCUAUUCCAUCACAGACAAGUGCUCCUUUGACGAGUGCAGCCGACUGAAGUUUCUAAUCAACUACAACAAGCGAAGACGCAAAUUGGGCUCUACCAGCAAGGACUGCGGACUGGACAUACCUUGCAUACUGGUUGGCAAUAAGACAGACCAGAAUGGCGACCGCAUGGUCAGUCUGGAGGAGGGACAGCGCCGUUUUCGAGAGCUCUCGUGCGCCUGUUUCCAUGAGAUCUCCGUUAGGGAGAGUAUUGACCAGGUGCAAAAUGUAUUCCGCGAUGUGUUCCGUUUUUGGCGUGUAUUCAGUAAAUUUCCAAAGCUCAAACGUUCCACCAGCGAUGUGGCGCAUGCAGCCGAUGGCAACUUGACACCCGAUUCCGGCUCUUGUUCCUUCUACGAUUCGACGCCCCUGGGCGUGGCGCGACGCUCAUUUUUGUUCAUAGGCAGCGCCUGCCAGGAGGAGAGCAGCGGCGAUCACACCGAGUCCACGGACGACAUUGCCAGCAGCAGUCUAGACAGCUCCCGCAGCAAUAUCGAUGCACCAUUCCGUAAUCGCGCCUCCACCGACGGCACUCUCCUGUCUAGGCCCAGACGGUGGCGCUUCCCACCUCCAGGUUGCCUGAUGCCGCACACGAAUCGUGUCGAGCGUCGCAUGAGCAUCUCGACCAGAGGCAGCAAUGCCAGCUACUAAGAACAGCGGUCAUUUAGUUAGUCCAAUUAUUGCGCCAAAUAUAUUUAUAGCUAAAUGUUGAA
Drosophila grimshawi is the source of this 1719-nucleotide messenger RNA. Its product is annotated as ras-related and estrogen-regulated growth inhibitor. Bases 668 to 1657 code for a protein of 329 amino acids. Gene Ontology annotation, molecular function: GTP binding; GTPase activity. The record is from RefSeq and is a predicted model, not a curated record. The transcript has 6 exons. Lineage: Eukaryota; Metazoa; Arthropoda; Insecta; Diptera; Drosophilidae.